CACAGAUCAGUUUUAGUUAGGACGAAAAUCACACACUACCCGAUCGAUCGCUAUGGCAUGGUGCAUGAAGAACAUCGGCAAAGGACAGUUGGGAGGCAACAAGGUGUUGAUAUGCUUGUGGGCCUUGUGGCUGGUGACGCUGCUUGUCUUGUCAUCUGAAAAGAUGGGAUCAGAUGCCUGUGAUAGACAAAUUAGCCAGACAUGGCCCAACACAACAUGUAUCAUUCGCGGCACCUGCAACAAGUACUGCAGAAGGGAGAACUUUGACCGCGGCAUCUGCAAAGAACUCAAUUAUUGCUUCUGCUACAGGAACUGCGCCAUCGAAUCCAUCUAGCCAUAUACUAUGUGUCAUUUUCAUGAAUGCUCGAUCGAAGCUAUUGCUAUGAGUUCAUGCAUUAUGAAUGAAAUAAAUUAACUUUUUUAA
This is a messenger RNA of Triticum aestivum (bread wheat), 424 nucleotides long. RefSeq lists its product as uncharacterized. NCBI's taxonomy places the organism in Eukaryota, Viridiplantae, Streptophyta, Magnoliopsida, Poales, Poaceae. The record is from RefSeq and is a predicted model, not a curated record. Bases 53 to 334 code for a protein of 93 amino acids. The transcript is spliced from 2 exons. Gene Ontology annotation, biological process: defense response.